AUGUUAAUUGGCUUCUAUCCAUACGAAGAAAUCUGCGAUAAAAACGCUCUUGCAACGAUGGUCGACAUAAGAAAUGUUUUCUAUAUUAUUGCUACUCUUUCAAUUCUCCCUUUAACAAGAUCGACUCUUGCAAAAGGGUGUCGAACAAUCCAAUUCAAGCAAAAUAAAGAAACAAAUAAAGCAUUAUUAAAUCACGUGAUCAAAAACGUCACAGUCGAGAGAGAAGCAUUAUGUAUGCACAGCUGCUUCAUGAGCCCGCGUUGUGUCUCAAUCAAUAUUGGGCCUUCUUUCUCUUCUGCAAAGUUAUUAUGCCAGCUGAACUCCGCUGACCGUUUCCAGUAUCCACAAGACUUCCAAGAUAAACCUGGCUUCUCAUACAAUGGUGUUGAAAACAACCAAUGCUCCUCUAAUCCUUGCUCAAAGCAUGGUGUUUGUCUACAUGGUUACGGGAACCAGUAUCAGUGUGAAUGUCAUCAUGGAUGGACUGGGAAAAACUGCUCAAAUAUAGAAAUUGGAAAAAGCGCUCUGACACCCGCCAAAACCUGCCUCGAUUUAAAGAACAAGCGACCUUCUUUCCCAUCGGSYAGCUAUUGGAUUGACCCGGAUGAAGCUGACCCUAGCAACKCUUUUCUCGCUUACUGUGACAUGGAAACAGACGGAGGGGGCUGGACACUSGUCUGGGCAUACACGUUCACACUAUAUAAUAGGUUCAAAAGUKCUGCUAAUGUCGUAAUCCCAACCCCUAAAAAUUAUGUGAAUGCUUUCGGUAAUAUCUCAGAAACUGCUCCAAAAAACGAGACGGAUUUCAAUGCGCUUGACUUUUUGAAAUGGAAGCAGAUCGGCAGCGAAGUAUUCAUAAAGUCAAAUAUCAAUAAUUGGAUCGCCUGCUUACCUAAUGUUGGCAGUUUUGUAUUGCGCGUAGCCGGGUCUAUGAAAUGCCGAAUGAUCAAAACAAAUUGCCUCUAUUUGCUCUGUGAUCCCUGAUAAAUUUUCUUGCAGAUACAACGGCUGUUUCAUGUCCACCAUGAACGCUCAUUUUUACUUUUACUUCGAAACCAAUCCAGCAGAUAACUGGCCUACUCACGAUCCUUGUAGUCAAAACCAACCAAACCAACUGAAAAAUGUGCAAAACCCUCACGGGAACAUCUACGUGCGCUAGGCUAGUGCAUGGUGAUAAGAAACCUUCUGCCGGUAUCUUGAAAAUAAUACGUCAUUUCCAGACAUACGUCAUAGUAGACGAGGUGAAAACUCAAAGAAAGUCUAGGUAAUAGCUGUCAAUCACUGGCAACAGUAGAUCGACUUUUAAGCUUUUUU
Messenger RNA from Exaiptasia diaphana, 1314 nucleotides. RefSeq lists its product as uncharacterized. The record is from RefSeq and is a predicted model, not a curated record. The coding region runs from base 1 to 984 and encodes 327 amino acids. Lineage: Eukaryota; Metazoa; Cnidaria; Anthozoa; Actiniaria; Aiptasiidae. The transcript is spliced from 5 exons. Gene Ontology annotation, molecular function: extracellular matrix structural constituent; oligosaccharide binding; calcium ion binding.